Molecule: messenger RNA, 2406 nt
Organism: Neoarthrinium moseri
Lineage: Eukaryota; Fungi; Ascomycota; Sordariomycetes; Amphisphaeriales; Apiosporaceae
Exons: 5
Coding region: 1-2406 (801 amino acids)
Biological process (GO): transmembrane transport
Molecular function (GO): oligopeptide transmembrane transporter activity
Source: RefSeq, a predicted model, not a curated record
AUGGGCUUCUCAUGGCGUGGGAAGACCAAUGCGGCACCGGUCGAGGGCGAUGAAGCCUACACGUCCGGUGCCACCUACGAGGUCGGCGGCGAGACGGUCCACCCGGAGGCCGACUUGAAGAAGUUCAAGCGCCUUCACAAGUGGGACCCCUUCCUGGACACCGAGAAGCUCGACAACGUCGACAAUGCCUUGGCCUCUGGUGAUGUCGAGAAGGAGGCUGCCCUCGAGGGCUCCCUUCUGGUGGAAGACAGCCCGUACCCCGAAGUUCGCAGUGCUGUCCGCCCGGGUGAUGACCCCGAGAUGCCCGUCAACACUAUCCGUGCCUGGAGUAUUGGUUUCCUGCUGUGCACGGUUGUGGCCGCCUGCAACAUCUUGCUCGGUCUGCGUCGAUCGCCAACCUACAUUACUGCCACUGUCGUGCAGCUGAUCGCUUACCCCAUUGGCAAGGGAUGGCACGCGGUUAUGCCUAACAAGUCGUUCAAGCUGUUUGGACAUGUGCUGGAAUUGAACCCUGGCCCGUUCAACGUGAAGGAGCACACCAUCAUCACUGUCAUGACGGCUGCCGGUGCGUCUGCGAGUUACGCCAUCGAUAUCCUUCUGGCCCAGGAGGUUUUCUACAAGCAGUUCUUUGGUUGGGGCUUCCAGGUUCUCCUCAUCAUCUCCACCCAGGCCAUGGGCUUCGGUAUGGCCGGCUUGCUACGCCGUUUCUUGGUCUGGCCCGCUGCCAUGGUGUGGCCCGCGACUCUGAUCUAUACCACCGUCAUGUACUCGCUGCAUGACCACUCCCCCUCAGACCCGUCCUUGACCAAUGGCUGGAGAAUCGGCCGUUAUAAGUUCUUCUUGCUCGUGGCGCUUGGCUGCUUUUGCUACGAAUGGAUCCCCCAGGUCAUGGCCACCUUCCUACAGGUCUUCACCUUUGUGUGCUGGAUCGCCCCUGAGAACGUGGUUGUCAACCAGAUCUUCGGUGGCCAGACUGGUUUGGGUUUGAUCCCCCUCUCGUUCGACUGGAGUAUCGUGACCGGUUUCUUGGGCAGCCCUCUGCAGACCCCUGCCUUUGCCUUGCUCAACGUCGCUGCCGGUGUCGUAAUCAUGAUGCUGGGUUGUAUCGGUCUUGCGUGGGCUGGUCCGGACUUCAUGCAGUACCUCCCCAUCUCAGCCAACCAAAACUUCGACCACUUUGGCGCCGCGUACAACACCUCGAGAAUCCUGACCAAGGACUACACCUUCGACCAGGCCGCCUACGAAGAGUACUCUCCCCUGAUCCUGGGCCCUGCUUUCUCUCUGUCCUACGGCAUGUCCUUCGCCACUCUGAUCUCUACCGUCGUCCACGUCGCCUUGUUCUACGGUAAGGAUAUCGUCUCGCGCGCACGCAAUGCCCGCUUUGAGGAGGCCGAUGUCCACUUGAAGCUCAUGCGCAAGUACCGUGAGGCACCCGAGUGGUGGUUCCUGGCAGUCUUCCUCGUCAACUUCGCCUUUGGAAUGAUUGCCUCGCGGCUCUGGAACACCCACCUGGAGUGGUGGGCAUACCUCCUCUGUGUCAUUAUUGGCGCUGUCUUCAUCUUGCCCGUCGGUAUCAUCCAGGCCAUCACCAACCAACAGACCGGUCUCAACGUUAUUACCGAGAUGAUUGUCGGGUACAUGACUCCAGGACGCCCUGUUGCCAUGAUGUUGUUCAAGAGCUGGGGCUACAUGUUGGCGUAUAACGGACUCCAGUAUGUCGCCGAUAUGAAGAUCGGUCACUACAUGAAGAUCCCCCCGAGAACCAUGUUCGCCGCACAACUGUUUGCCGUCGUCUGGCUUUCGAUCGUCCAGAUUGCUGCUUACAACUUCCUGCGAGGCAACAUUGAGGGUAUCUGCACCCCGACGCAAGUCAACGGUCUGACCUGCCCCCACGCCAGAACAUUCUACAACGCCAGUGUCAUCUGGGGUCUCCUGGGACCUGCCAAGAUGUUCGGUGCUGGACAGCUGUUCUCUUGGAUCAACUGGUUCUGGCUCAUCGGUGCCGCUCUCCCGAUCGCGCAGUACUUCCUCGCCAUGCGCUUCCCCCGCAGCUUCCUCCGAUACGUCUUCUUCCCUGCCAUCUUCGGAGCUGCUGGUAUGAUUCCCCCAGCAACGACGUGGUACCUCGGUCAAUACGUGAUCGUCGGUCUCACCUUUAACUGGUUUAUCAAGAAGAAGUUCUUCGGCUGGUGGACUCGCUACAACUACGUCAUGUCUGGUGCUCUCGAUAUCGGUACCGCUCUCUGCGUCGUCAUCGCUGCUCUGGCUUUGGGUCUUAGCGGUUCUGAGUUCCCCGACUGGUGGGGCAACACGGUCUGGCAGAUGAACCUCGACAACGACGGUGCUGCCGUCACCAAGGUUCUGCCUGAUGAUGGCUCGUUCCUUGGACCCGCCACCUGGCAUUAA